This is a messenger RNA of Ostrea edulis (European flat oyster), 2025 nucleotides long. RefSeq lists its product as uncharacterized. Gene Ontology annotation, biological process: mitochondrial protein catabolic process; mitophagy by internal vacuole formation. Bases 203 to 1453 code for a protein of 416 amino acids. Gene Ontology annotation, cellular component: mitochondrial outer membrane. The transcript is spliced from 11 exons. Lineage: Eukaryota; Metazoa; Mollusca; Bivalvia; Ostreida; Ostreidae. The record is from RefSeq and is a predicted model, not a curated record.
GAUCUAGCUAGCGAUAAUCGCAUACCGUGUCCUCGACGAUACGUCAAGAAUGACACAGUUAUCGUUCCUAGUUAAGGGUACAACUUUUCAAAACGAAAGUAGAUAACAUUUUUGGAACUUUUCACCUGUACAGUGGACUGAGUAGGUGACUUGGGAGGAAGAUUUACUAAUGCUUUGAAGCCGAUGGCGACGUCUCUGGACAAUGUCGGAUAGAAAACCCUCCAGUUCCUACGAGUACACAAGAGUUGAAAUAUACGAUGAUGACGAUAAGUUACUGAUAAACAACCAAGAAGACAGUACUUGUAUUAUGUGCUGUUUGUGUUGGAUAAUCUCAAAGUUGAAGAAUGUCAAAGAAUGGCUGUCAGGAAAAAUAAAUAAGAUAUUUCGUAAUAGACGAGUGCCCGAAAGGAAAGAUCUCGAGGAACCUUACAAAUUUACAAUCAUAUUUAGAAAAUGGCUCGUGUGUUGUACAUGUACCUUGGGAUGGAUUUGGUGCCUCUUUAAACUACUAUGUUGUUGUAUUUACGGAAAACCCAAGAGCUGCAUCAGAUUCUUACAUUCACAAGUUUGUUGUUGUACACACCGAGCGGAUAAAAGAUACCAGCGUGAAGCAGAAAAACUUCGGGAGGAAUGUAAAAAUCUAGAAAUCAGAUUAUCUGAUAGUCAGGCAGAAGUGCGAAAUCUGGAAUCAAAACUCAGUUAUACAGAAGAAAUAUUAAAAGACCAACGACGAGAAAAGAAAAUAUUUAUGUCCAAAUUUGAAGAAGAAAGAAAAGAAAAGGAGAAAGCACUAACAAGAUUAAGCUCUAUUGCUGGGGAUAAAUUAAGGUUAAAUAACCCCGGAAUAGCUGAUCUAUCAGACGAAAAUCGACCAAACAAACUGGGAGAAAAGUUCAGCGAACUCUACGACAACGAGUGGACAGAGGCAUACGAAAGUUUAGACAAUGCAGGCCUCAACGAGGAAGAGAUAAUAAAAAAGCUUUUGGAUAUUUUAAAGGAGGUUUACAAUUGCUGUCAACACUAUGCCAAAGCUCAGAGACACAGACUGAUCCAGGUCAUCACACUACCUUCCAGAUCCGAAGAGCAAUCACAGGAUGCUGCAACACCUGAGAAGGUGAUGUCCAAGGUGGUCGAUCUUCAAAAACAGACGGCGUCAAUUGCUCUAUCCGAUGUAAAGAACACAAUCAUUACAACCAGAUCAGAAUUUGCAGACAACGAAGUUAAACAGAAAUACAUGGACCGUUGCAUGCAGCUGUGCUGGAUGAUGGCAAUACAGGACCCUCCAAUGUUGCUCCAUUUUGGACCGGCACAACAUGAAGAUUUUGAUAAAAAUUUGUUCAGAUUGUACACAAAGCAAGGCAACAGAGUAGAUUUCAUUGUUUGGCCAGCUUUAGUUUUGCAUGUUAACGGGCCCAUUGUUCAGAAAGGUGUUCUUCAACCGACGCCAAGCUGAUAGGAUAAUCCAUCUGCCUGAUUGAUACCAGCCGUAUUCAAUGUCAUUACUACCUGUAGAAAAUAGCAAAUAAUCAUAAGCAAAUAGAUAUUUUCUUAAUAAUGAAAUUCAUGAUUAGGUAUGAAUUAAAAAAAAGUCAUUACUUUGCGACAGUUUACAAAACUUUAAAGCAUUGAGAUUUGAAAGAUAACAAUGUAACACUUACAUGUAUUGUGUCAUAGAUGUACAAUGAAGAGGUAAGUUACAUAUGAUGCAGAAUAUUAAAUAGACAUAAAUUAUGUGUAAUAUCAGAACAAUAUAUAGGCAUACAUUAUAUGUAAUAUCAGAACAGUAUAUAGGCAUACAUUAUAUGUAAUAUCAAGAAAAUAUGCAGGUAUAUAUUACAUGUAAUAUCAGAGCAAUAUAUAGGUAUAUAUUAUAUGCAAUAUUUAAACAGUAUAUAGACAUAAAUUAUAUGUAAUAUCAAAACAUUAUAUAGGCAGUCUAUGUUUUGAAUUUAGAAGUUAAAAAAAUUCAUUGUACAUGUAUGAAUGCAUAAUGUAAUGAAAUAAAAGAUAUGUAUAUGAUGCUAA